Batrachochytrium dendrobatidis JAM81 is the source of this 669-nucleotide messenger RNA. RefSeq lists its product as uncharacterized. Gene Ontology annotation, cellular component: nucleoplasm; cytoplasm. The annotation marks the transcript as partial. Lineage: Eukaryota; Fungi; Chytridiomycota; Chytridiomycetes; Rhizophydiales. The transcript has 2 exons. The record is from RefSeq and is a predicted model, not a curated record. Gene Ontology annotation, molecular function: protein tyrosine/serine/threonine phosphatase activity; F-box domain binding. Gene Ontology annotation, biological process: negative regulation of SCF-dependent proteasomal ubiquitin-dependent catabolic process; protein dephosphorylation; negative regulation of protein binding.
GUUUGAUUGACAGUAAUAUGGUGGAUGUUUUAUCCUAGAACAUCAUAUACGUCUAUGCCCAGUUCAAGCAACAAUGAUCGUAUAUCCAGAGAAUACAAUUGUUUUCAUGCCUAUUACCAGAAGAAUCAAAAACACUGUUGUUCAGCAAACUCGAUCAUUUCAUGAGACUGACUGUUUAUUAUACUUGGCUCUCUUAUUUAGCAUCACAUUUACAUGGAUAUGGCGGUGAAUUGGCAAUAUGAAAUGCGUCGAGACAUGCAGGAGAUUAUACCUGGUUUAUGGCUAGGUCCAUAUUCUUGCGCUAGAGAUAAUUCACUGCUGCACCUUAAAGGAAUCACUCAUAUUCUAUGUGUGAGAGAAAGCAAUGAAGAAAUGAUGGUUCGCAUGCGGUUUCCAGAAGAGUUUCAUUACUUGUGCAUCCAAGCUUCCGACUCUCCACUUCAAAACCUCAUUCCAUUGUUUCCAAAGGCCACCUCAUUCAUUCAUACUGCAAUCACAAACGGUGGAUCCGUACUAGUGCAUUGCAAUGGUGGCAUAUCUCGAUCGCCAGCUUUCGUUGUAGCCUAUAUGAUGGACAUGCAUGACAUGCAGUUUGCAACUGCAUUUCAGUUUGUCCAAAGCAAACGUUUCUGUAUGAACCCGAUUGAAGUGUUCAAGUACCAACUCAGA